Messenger RNA from Phacochoerus africanus (Common warthog), 4648 nucleotides. It is a transcript of the gene NR4A2, whose product is annotated as nuclear receptor subfamily 4 group A member 2. Gene Ontology annotation, cellular component: nucleus; transcription regulator complex. The transcript has 9 exons. The record is from RefSeq and is a predicted model, not a curated record. Gene Ontology annotation, molecular function: nuclear receptor activity; zinc ion binding; nuclear glucocorticoid receptor binding. Lineage: Eukaryota; Metazoa; Chordata; Mammalia; Artiodactyla; Suidae. Bases 1535 to 3331 code for a protein of 598 amino acids. Gene Ontology annotation, biological process: dopaminergic neuron differentiation; cellular response to corticotropin-releasing hormone stimulus; central nervous system neuron differentiation.
GCUGGCUACCAAGGUGAACCCUGAACGGUUCCCACCUUAAAAUCUGCCCUGCUCGUGACGUCAGGUCGGAAAUAUACCAAAGCGAGCGCCGGCCAGGAGUCUGGGGAGCGCGGCGGCGCGGCGAUUGGGCGGCGGGCCGCUGACGCGCGCUGACGCGCGGAGACUUUAGGUGAAUGUUGGCAGCGGCAGCGCGAGCCACAUAAACAAAGGCACAUUGGCGGCCAGGGCCAGUCCGCCCGGUGGCUCGCGCUCUGCUCCGCGGUCCCGCUCGCCUGCCCAGCCGGCCGCUUUCCCCUGCUCCCUCCCUGCUCUCGGAGUCGCAGCUCCCAUCGCCCCUCUCGCCCACCCCUCCCUGACCCUGCCGCCCCGACUUCAGAGGGAACUACACUUCGGCUGAGUUGAAUGAAUGAAGAGAGACGCGGGGAACUCCUAAGUUCUCUUGGAAGUGGGCGCUAGAAGCGCGGAACGCGAGUGGGGCCGGAGCGCUGGGAGUAGGUGUGCGCAGCUACAGAGGACAUUUGUCGGAACUCAGCUUUGCCACUCAGCAGAGGCUUCCAGGCUCCUCAUUGGUGGAAGUGGAAGGGAGGCUUGCAUAGUUUGGGGAGUUGCGGACUUGCCGCGGAAAUGUGCAUAAAGUUUGCUCUUAGUGCGGAUUUGAUUGUGGUCUUUGGACACGUAGACUCCAAGUUCUGUGUUUACGGGAGGCCUGGACGCUGCAAAGUAACAGGGAGUAAGUUCUUCAGUUUAUGUGUUGCUUGGGAACUGUGUCACCGCGGCUGGCCAGCGUGCCCAGGUUUCCUGGGUAUUAUUGGGUAAUGGGGGGCAGUUGGUAGAGUGACCUGUUACUAAGUUGCUUGAAAUUUCUGGUUUUAAUCUAUGCUGCGCUUGCGUAUGGUAUGUGAAUUUGUCAGAGACAGAGACAGACGGAAUAUUUAAAGAGUACAGCUCUGAAGCUGCGAAGUUACCAGAGGGUUAAUAUUCCAGCCAGUCGUAUCUGUUCUGUGCUAUGAGGGUCAAGAGUCUCCUUUCUUUCUACUUUUUCUGAUUAUCCUCCCUCCCCCAUGAAGCAAGAUUAUGAAGGGAUGUGAGCAAGGAGAACAGAAAGAUUGGGUGUUUGGCUUUCUUUUUCAUUAGUAAUAAAAUUAUCUAUGCUCUAGAAUGCCUUCUAAGUGGGAACGUCUGAAAAUUACUAGAACACAAGAAUGCCUUGUUCCAGCAAGACUGUGGAAGGCUGGAUAGGGAAGGUGCUCAGCUUGCUAUGUGGAGAGGUACUUCUAACACUGGUGCCAAUUUUGGAUAAGUAGUUAUUUCUCUCUCUCUACAACUGACCUAAGAUGCUCCUGGAAAAAUAGGGCCCCUUCUUUCCACUCCUUGGCAGUUUAAGAUGAAAGACCAACUUCCUGGAAAAGGAGGAGAUCCAACAGGCUGGGCUCUCCACUGCUUUUCUAAAGAUCUUGGAAACUUUGUCCUUCAUUGAAUUACGACACUGUCCACCUUUAAUUUUCUCGAAAACGCCUGUAACUCGGCUGAAGCCAUGCCUUGUGUUCAGGCGCAGUAUGGGUCCUCGCCUCAAGGAGCCAGCCCCGCUUCUCAGAGCUACAGUUACCACUCUUCGGGAGAAUACAGCUCCGAUUUCUUAACUCCAGAGUUUGUCAAGUUUAGCAUGGACCUCACCAACACUGAAAUCACUGCCACCACUUCUCUCCCCAGCUUCAGUACCUUUAUGGACAACUACAGCACAGGCUACGACGUCAAGCCACCUUGCUUGUACCAAAUGCCCCUGUCCGGACAGCAGUCCUCCAUUAAGGUAGAAGACAUUCAGAUGCACAACUACCAGCAACACAGCCACCUGCCCCCCCAGUCCGAGGAGAUGAUGCCGCACUCCGGGUCGGUUUACUACAAGCCCUCCUCGCCCCCGACGCCCACCACCCCGGGCUUCCAGGUGCAGCACAGCCCCAUGUGGGACGACCCAGGCUCGCUCCACAACUUCCACCAGAACUACGUGGCCACCACGCACAUGAUCGAGCAGAGGAAAACGCCGGUCUCCCGCCUCUCCCUCUUCUCCUUUAAGCAGUCGCCCCCUGGCACCCCCGUGUCUAGCUGCCAGAUGCGCUUCGACGGGCCCCUGCACGUUCCCAUGAACCCAGAGCCGGCGGGCAGCCACCACGUGGUGGACGGGCAGACGUUCGCUGUGCCCAACCCCAUCCGAAAGCCCGCGUCCAUGGGCUUCCCGGGCCUGCAGAUCGGCCACGCGUCGCAGCUGCUUGACACGCAGGUGCCCUCGCCACCGUCGCGGGGCUCCCCCUCCAAUGAGGGGCUGUGCGCCGUGUGCGGGGACAACGCGGCCUGCCAGCACUACGGCGUGCGCACCUGUGAGGGUUGCAAAGGGUUCUUUAAGCGCACGGUGCAAAAAAACGCGAAAUACGUGUGUCUAGCAAAUAAAAACUGCCCAGUGGACAAGCGGCGCCGGAAUCGUUGUCAGUACUGCCGAUUUCAGAAGUGCCUGGCUGUUGGGAUGGUCAAAGAAGUGGUUCGAACGGACAGUUUAAAAGGCCGGAGAGGUCGUUUACCCUCGAAACCGAAGAGCCCACAGGAGCCCUCUCCCCCCUCGCCCCCGGUGAGUCUGAUCAGUGCCCUCGUCAGGGCCCAUGUCGACUCCAACCCGGCUAUGACCAGCCUGGACUAUUCCAGGUUCCAGGCGAACCCUGACUAUCAGAUGAGUGGAGAUGACACCCAGCAUAUCCAGCAAUUCUAUGAUCUCCUGACUGGCUCCAUGGAGAUCAUCAGAGGCUGGGCGGAGAAGAUCCCGGGCUUUGCGGACCUGCCCAAAGCCGACCAGGACCUGCUUUUCGAAUCGGCUUUCUUAGAACUAUUUGUGCUGCGAUUAGCAUACAGGUCCAACCCAGUGGAGGGUAAACUCAUCUUUUGCAAUGGGGUGGUCUUGCACAGGUUGCAAUGUGUUCGUGGCUUUGGGGAAUGGAUUGAUUCCAUUGUUGAAUUCUCCUCCAACUUGCAGAAUAUGAACAUCGACAUUUCUGCCUUCUCCUGCAUUGCUGCCCUGGCUAUGGUCACAGAGAGACACGGGCUCAAGGAACCCAAGAGAGUGGAAGAGCUGCAAAACAAGAUUGUAAAUUGUCUCAAAGACCAUGUGACUUUCAAUAAUGGGGGCUUGAACCGCCCCAACUAUUUGUCCAAACUGUUGGGGAAGCUCCCAGAACUUCGUACGCUUUGCACACAGGGGCUACAGCGCAUUUUCUACCUGAAACUGGAAGACUUGGUACCACCGCCAGCAAUAAUUGACAAACUUUUCCUGGACACUUUACCUUUCUAAGACCUCCUUCCAUGCACUUCAGAGGAACUGGAAAGAAACCCAAAACUGCCCAGACGGGGCAAGUCACAAGGGCAGAGAGAUCCCCCUGAGCUGCUUCAGCUCUAGCCGGCCCCCAUCCCUUCCACACCCUCCCAGCCCUUUGAUCCCUAAAGAAAAACAAAAACAAAAAAACAAAAACUGUUGCUAUUUCUUAACCUGCAGGCAGAACCUGAAAGGGCAUUUUGGCUCCGGGGCAUCCUGGAUUUAGAACACGGACUACACACAAUACAGUGGUAUAAACUUUUUAUUAUCAGUUUAAAAAUCAUUUUAUUGUUCAGAAGGAAGAUUCCUGAUGUAUGAUGGAAAACGUUUGGCCAUGUUUGGUUGUUGCAGUUAAAACAAAUGUAAUACACAUACACACAUAUACACACACACCCACAUUGUAAGGGGACCCACAAGUAUUGCCCUUUAAAAGACUUCAAAGUUUUCUGCUGUAAAGAAAGCUGUAAUAUAUAGUAAAACUAAAUGUUGCGUGGGUGGCAUGAGUUGAAGAAGGCAAAGGCUUGUAAAUUUUCCCAAUGCAGUUUGGCUUUUUAAAUUAUUUUGUGCCUAUUUAUGAAUAAAUAUUACAAAUUCUAAAAGAUAAGUGUGUUUGCAAAAAAAAAAAAAAAGAAAUAACUACACAAAAAAGGGACAAGCAUGUUGAUUCUAGGUUGAAAAUGUUAUAGGCACUUGCUACUUCAGUAAUGUCUAUAUUAUAUAAAUAGUAUUUCAGACACUAUGUAGUCUGUUAGAUUUUAUAAAGAUUGGUAGUUAUCUGAGCUUAAACGUUUUCUCAAUUGUAAAAUAGGUGGGCGCAAGUAUUACACAUCAGAAAAUCCUGACAAAAGGGACACAUAGUGUUUGUAACACCGUCCAACAUUCCUUGUUUGUAAGUGUUGUAUGUACCGUUGAUGUUGAUAAAAGAAAGUUUAUAUCUUGAUUAUUUUGUUGUCUAAAGCUAAACAAAACUUGCAUGCAGCAGCUUUUGACUGUUUCCAGAGUGCUUAUAAUAUACAUAACUCCCUGGAAAUUACUGAGCACUUUGAAUUUUUUUGUUUUUUUUAAAAUGUCUAAGAUUGUCAGUUAAUAUAUUAUUUUAUGUUUGAGUAAGAAUUUUAAUAUUGCCAUAUUCUGUAGUAUUUUUCUUUGUAUAUUUCCAGUAUGGCACAUGAUAUGAGUCACUGCCUUUUUUUCUAUGGUGUAUGACAGUUAGAGAUGCUGAUUUUUUUUUUCUGAUAAAUUCUUUCUUUGAGAAAGACAAUUUUAAUGUUUACAACAAUAAACUAUGUAAAUGAA